This is a messenger RNA of Phialemonium atrogriseum, 1881 nucleotides long. Its product is annotated as putative cytosolic iron-sulfur protein assembly protein 1 protein. Gene Ontology annotation, cellular component: cytosolic [4Fe-4S] assembly targeting complex. Gene Ontology annotation, biological process: iron-sulfur cluster assembly. The record is from RefSeq and is a predicted model, not a curated record. Lineage: Eukaryota; Fungi; Ascomycota; Sordariomycetes; Cephalothecales; Cephalothecaceae. Bases 220 to 1707 code for a protein of 495 amino acids. The transcript has a single exon. Gene Ontology annotation, molecular function: protein binding.
UGCUAACACUAUUGUCCCUGAGAUUCAGCCCAUUUCCAGUCUACCAAGCCAUUCAAUGCCCUAUAUUUAAUCGGGCGCCGCCGAGUUGACCAUCCUGCCCCACCCCGGGCGCACCCCCCUAACCAACAUCCGACUCCCGGGGAUCCAUCGACACCCGGUCCCCGCCGCUUACCUCCCCCAAAACACCUCAAAGUGCACCUCGGCCCCCUUCUUUCGACGAUGAGCACAGAAUCCCACCCCCCCGACGCCGCCGGGCCCCUCCCCCCAGUCCACCUCACCCCCCUCCCGCCCUUCACACCGGACCUCUACCAGCGCGCCUGGGCCUCGACCCCGCACCCGACGCUGCCCCUCCUCGCCACGACGCAUGCCCGCGCCGUCACCGUCUUCUCGCUCACCACCAUGACCAAGCACAGCGCCCUGACGGGCGGGCACACUCGCUCCGUGCGCUGCGCCGCCUGGAAGCCCGGCCUGCCGCCCCACCGCCUGUGCCUCGUCACCGGCAGCUUCGACGCCACGGCGGGGCUCUGGCGGUGGGACGGCGACGUGCCGUUUGACGGGCCACCCGUAGCGGCGGCAGCGGCACCUGUUGCCGGAGGAGACGAGAUGGAGGUUGACGUCACGGCUGCGGCGGUACCACCGGGGAAGCGGGCGGCGGCUGACGGCGGAUCCGACUCGAGCUCGGAGCGUGAGCGGGGUGACGGGGCCGGCCCGGGCGGGGACGGGGACGACGACUGGGAGUUCACGCUGGUGCUGGAGGGCCACGAGAACGAGAUCAAGGCGGCGGCGUUCUCGCCGUCGGGGCAGUACCUCGCGACGUGCAGCCGGGACAAGUCGGUGUGGAUAUGGGAGGACGUCGGGGCGUCCGAGGCCGAAGACGAGUGGGAGACGGUGGCGGUGCUCAACGAGCACGACGGCGACGUCAAGGCCGUCGCGUGGUGCCCCGACGUGCCCGGCCGCAACAGUGCCGGCGCCGGCCGGUACAGCGCCGACGUGCUGGCGAGCGCGAGCUACGACAACACGGUGCGCGUCUGGCGCGAGGACGGCGACGGCGAGUGGGUGUGCGUCGCCGUGCUCGAGGGCCACGCCGAGACCGUAUGGGGCCUGCAGUGGGAGCCCGCGCCGAGGGCCGACAGGUUCCCGAGGCUGCUAACCUUCUCUGCCGACCAGACGAUCCGGAUAUGGACCCUCCGCGAGGACAAGGACGGCGAGGAGGACGGCGGGGCCGGUAGUGCCGGAGGCAAUCACGUCUUCCAUUCCGGGCUGGGUGGCAUUCCCAAUACGAUGAGGAGGAGCCUCCAGGAAGACUGGGAUUGUACAGCCGUACUACCAAAGAUUCACACUCGGGAUAUCUAUUCAGCCUCCUGGAGUGCUGCCUCGGGGCUGGUGGCGAGCACUGGUAGCGAUGGAAUCAUUGCUGUAUAUGGAGAGGACCAGAUAACGGGAGUCCAGGGAGGAGACGGUACACCAACGGGACAACCCUCCACACAGCCGGCAGAGCAAGACGAUGCGAAUCAAACGAACGAGUACCAUCCUUCGUCGGGUGAGUGGCGAGUGCUCGGGACAGUCUCCAACGGACACGGACCGUACGAAAUCAACCACAUCACCUGGUGUAAGAGGUUUGAUCCUGGAACGGAGCGGAGAGGAGAAGAAGAGAUGCUGGUGACAUCUGGUGACGAUGGCGUUAUCCGGCCGUGGCAGGUAACAUAAUAGGAUAUCUGACCCCGUCGCUUCCAUCACUGUGUAUAUACCCACAAUCUAAGGGAAAGGAGACACCAUAGUGCUACCAUGACGCCCGCACGAUAAAUUAAUGCUGUAUAAGAUGGUUGAAAGCGAUCUUCAUGUUCUGACUGGUACACAGAAGCUUCUGCAAAGAGAAGCUUC